Messenger RNA from Xyrichtys novacula (pearly razorfish), 7054 nucleotides. The record is from the annotation of a GenBank genome assembly. NCBI's taxonomy places the organism in Eukaryota, Metazoa, Chordata, Actinopteri, Labriformes, Labridae.
AUGGAGCCGCAGCUGAGCGGAGAUGGGAAGCCGUCCGUGUCCUGGAUCCUCGGCCCGGCCCUCGUCCUCUCGGUCCUGGCUGUGGGGGUGAGCUGCCAUGGCGCGUGCAGACACCGAGUCCCCAGUCCGGAUGAGGUAAGCCCCGGGUCAGACCGGACCAGAACCGGUUAGCUCUGAUGCUACCCGGCUAAGAAUCUUUUUUUGAAGGAUGGUAGGGUAAGGUCCCGCCCUCCUUCACCUCUGAUUGGCUAGAAGCGCUGUCGGAUUAAUGUUCUGUUCAAUGUAAACCCGCGCUUCCAGCCUUUCUAGCCAAUCAGAGGCAAAGGAGGCGGGACUUUUCCCUACCAUCCUACGUGAAAAAAUAUCGGCUACCCGGCUAUGCUAACUAGCAUGCUAGCUGUUGGGGUUAAUAAACAGUUUAAACCUCUCUGUUUAAAGUAAUAAAGAACUCAUUUAAAUCUGAUUUUAUACAGAAACAUGCAGUUUGACUCUUAAUGUAGUUAAUCCGGAUUAUGUUUGGGUUUAAAUACUUAAUUUAGAUUCAGAUUUAAGUAGACCAGUCCAGGGGAGCUUCAGCCUGAAGGGUUAGCCGACAGUUAGCAGACUCAGAUCGAUUAUUACCGAUCAGAUCUAGUCUGUGAUCGAUAAUGAGUUUAAAGGGUCCGUCAUGUUAAAACUGUGAUAAUAUUCUUCAUCUCAUUCAGCUGCUCAUAUUCUGCCUCAGGUCCCCUAGCAACAAGCUAAAUCUCACUUCCUGUUGGGGUUCUUCACAAUAAAAGCACCGCCGUUUGAACUGUAGACUGCAGGGCUCGACAGUGCGAAAACAGCAUUUAAGAUUUGGAUUAGAUUUAUUUUUCAUAUCUACACAUUUUUAACAAAUAAAAGAACACGCUGUUUACAUGAACUUCUGUCUCAAAUGAAAAAAAACGAGAAAGGUGAGCAGAAUCUUGACAAAAUGUCGCCUAUUACACAGUGACUGAAUUUUGACAUUUGGCGCCCCUUACCAUAAUUGUCCAUUUCAUCCUGUUGGACCAAAUCUGCUCAGCAUGAGUUUAAAAAACCCCUCAAAAGUCUGAGUAUCUGUGUUUUCUUUGGGCUCUUUCAGGUUGUCCAUCAUGUUUACCUGAAGCCUGAGCGUCUGACCAAAAGAAGCUCACCUGAAAACCUCCAGCUGAAGAUCAAGAUCAUCUACGACUACAGCGUGGACCUGUAAGUUCUGCAGCAGAGCAGCUGUUUAAUCAUUCAGCAGCUGUACCCACUGACUGUGACUACAGGCAGGUCUCUGUUUCUCUCCACAGACUCCCCGCAGACAAGAGGAGGCUGGUGAAGGUGAGUCUGGUUUUAGAAAUAACGUUGAGUGAAGUUUCAGUUUGAAGCGAGGUCGGGAGCUUCAGGUAAUAACAACGGUCUGAGGUGUGACGGACGUUAAUGCGUUCCUCGUGUGUCUCUUCAGGAUAAGCUGUUUCCUCAGGCCAUCGAUUACCUGCAGAGAGCCUUCAGUGUGAGACACCGGGUCGGACCGGUGCUGCUCAGCAGGUAUGUGGACCUUCCUGAAGAUGCAGAGUCAUUUCGAGUAAAGAGGUGUGAGGGCGCUCAGGCUCACCAAACCAUCAGAGAGACUUCUCCUGAUUUUAACAGGAGUGACAGAAAAGAGGAUCAGGUUUUUGGACUUCUCAGACACACUCAGGACUCUGACGUUCUCCAUCUUCAGUGUGGAGAAUCUUCACGUCUGUGUGUGUUUUCUCUGUUUGCUCAGACAAUGUGCGACCAACCAAUACCUGAGGAAGAGAGAUGACCCUCACCGCUACUGCCAGGACGCCUGUGCAGACGUCACACGCUGUGGCCCUGUGAUUGUCCCACAGCACCACCUGCAGGUAAGAGACGGACACUGUCACAGAAAUCAAAACAGCAGCAGAUGUCUUCAUCCAUGAGUGUCCAGGUGUGUUUACUGAAGCAGCUGGAGCUUCGACUGAGUUCAAACAAGUCCGAACAACGAGCCAACAACAAGUUUCAUGAUGAGAAAACUUGGUUAAUAUCUCAGCGCUCCACAGAGGACCGUAAACGAAGAAUUUAAAUGUGACUUUAGAGUCUUCAAAAACACUCAGUGGACUUACAUAGAAGUAUAAAUUGAAAUUAUUAUUAAACUAUUAUGAGUAAAUAAAUGAUUGAAUUUCUCUGUGGGGACAAAAAAGUUCUUCUUCCUCUUAGAGUUAGAGUUCAGAGUUUUAUAAUAAACAGACUGACUACAGCAGCGUCCUCCUCUCCAUCACUCCAACUCUUCUUCCACAGCAAUGUAAGGUCUGCAGUGAAUCAGGGAAGUCAUGCGGCCCCUCAGGACCCCCGGACGGCCCCGGAGUCGAGGGCUCCGACUUUGUGCUGUACGUCAGCGGCAUCACCACGGAGCGCUGCGGCCAGGAGAACAUCGUGGCCUACGCCGCCUACUGCCAGCUGGAGGCGGAGCUAGACAGGUGAGGCGGGGAGACACCUGAGGACAGUGUGUGUGUGUGUGUGUUUGAGUGUGUGUGUGUGUGUGUGUGUGUUUAUAUUUGAGUUAACUCAGAGGAAGAUCUUUAGCUGAUGUGACUAAAACUGUGAUUUCAGCCUUUAUUCCUGCCUCUCUCUAACUCAGUGUGUGUGUGUGUGUGUGUGUGUGUGUGUGUGUGUGUGUGUGUGUGUGUGUGUGUGUGUUCAUGUGUGUGUUCAUGUGUGUGUUCAUGUGUGUGUUUCAGACCCAUAGCCGGUUAUGCUAACCUGUGUCCCACGAUGAUCUCGUCUCAGCCGCAGGAGUUUGAAGGGAUGCUCUCCACUGUCAAACACGAGAUCAUCCACGCUCUGGUCAGUACAGGUCCUCUGAACCCUGUUAGAUCAGGUCUCAGGUCUCAUCAGGUCUCAUCGAGUCUCAGGUCUCAUCAGGUCUCAUCGAGUCUCAGGUCUCAUCAGGUCUCAGGUCUCAUCAGGUCUCAGGUCUAAUCAGGUCUCAUCAGGUUUCAGGUCUCAUUAGGUCUCAGGUCUUAUCAGGUUGACAUCAGGUCUCAUCAGGUCUCAUCAGGUCUUGGAUCUCAGCUGUUCUGCUCUCUCCUCACCAGUUCCACCAUAGACCGUUAAAUUCUGAUACUGGUCUCCCUCUGGUGUUUGAGAUGUUUCCUUGAGGUGCUGUUCCUCUUCUGUCCACUAGGGGUUCUCAGCCGGUCUGUUUGCCUUUUACCACGACGAUGACGGUAAACCUCUGACUCCACGUUUCACCAGCGGCCUCCCCGCCUUCAACGAGAGGUGAGGAGAUGUUUGGUCUGUCCUCAGAGAUCUACAGGGUCUCUAAGAGAAGAUCCAUCAGGUUUUUGUGAUCCACCUGAUCCAGACUCUGACUUACCCCCAAUUUCCACCACAUCUGGAACGGCAGCGUUAUUCUCCGUACACCAUUUCCCACCGGAUCCAUUUAUGAGGCGAAUUUCGUGGUGGAUUACAGACAGCGUUAAUCAUGAGAACUCACGAGAACCCACAGAUUCACGUUCAAUUGUGCAAUAACAAGUUGUUUCUAUAAAGACAGACACAUAGACAUAUAAGCAGUAGAUUGUGUCCUUCCAGAGGAUCCUCAGAGGAACGGAAAGAAGUCGGUGUAAAUUGACACGUUAACUUGAAUAGUUACGAUCAGCUACGAUCGGAGGAUACGACCUUUUAGGAGACGAUCAGGAUGAAGGUGGAAGUUGGGGGUUAGAGGGUCUAUGAAGGUCAGAGUGACUGCAGGAAAUCCUCAACAUCUGUGUGUGUGUGUGUGUGUGUGUGUGUGUGUGUGUGUGUGUGUCAGUCUGGGCCUGUAUCAGUGGAGCGACGCCGUGAUCAGGAGGGUCAGCAGACUCUGGGACAUCAGAGGAGGAGUGAUGCUCCGACACCAAGUCCACGUCCUCGUCACGCCUCGAGUCGUGGUGAGAAACAGGAUCAGAAACUUUAGGGAUGGGAAUUGAUAAGAUUUGAUCGAUAACGAUGCGAUUAUUGAUUCUGCUUAUUGAUUCAAUUCUUUAAGGAUUCCCUUAUCAAUGCCUUUCUUUGAUUUAAAAAAAUGUAGACUAUAGGUUUUCACCGUUAACUCAUAAUUUUAUUGAAUCUCUGAUAACAGAAACAGAUGUAUGCUACCUUCAGUGAGAGUCUAAAACAAUCAAACAGAAAUAUUAUUUGUAUAGAAUUUCAUCGUGAUUAUGUUAGCAUAUUAAAUAUGAGUGACCAUAUUCUGAAUCCAGGGAGGACAAUGCGGGGCAGACUUGUCUGUGAAAUUUUGAGGGUUUUUUUGUUCGGGUCGAGUGUUUUUCUGUUCUUCUAACUCAGUUAAACAUGUUAUUCUAAAUUCCCAAAGACAGCGCAUGCGUGCGUCACGUCAGUGUCUUUGCUUAGAAGUGAGCGGAGGGGCGGAGCUGCAGAGAGGACUGAUGCUCUGCACUGUUUUAUAAUCAAUAGAUACAUUCAUUAUAGCCCCCAAAAGAGGACGUAUGGUCACACUAACAUUCGUACCUUCUAUGCUAUGACCCGUUGACAAAUGUUUAAACAUGUUUCUGGUGUUUCCAUCUUUGCAUGUUAUCACUGCUCCACAAACGUCGCACUGUUGUCCUCUUUCUUAGUCAAAUUAAACCACGCUUAGACCGUUUCUGCCGACUUUUUGUAUCGUCCGCCAUGUUUUUUUCUCCGUCUCUGUUCGCGUUCACGUAGACUGGCUUUCACAAGACCAUUUUUCAGGGCACCUAGAAGAGAGGAAUCGUUAAGGGAAUCGUUAAGAUAAAAUGUAAAUGAUGUCGAUGGGUUGAAUCCUUUGGAACCGGUUCUCAAGAACCAGUUCUUGAUUCUCAUCCGUGUCAAAAACCCUCAAUGAGAGGAUGUUUUAAAACCGUGUCUUUAGGAACCACAGACUCUGAUGUUUGAUGAUGGAGGAGCUUUAGCAUCUCAGAGGAGCAGUCUGACUCCUGUGUUCAUGUGUUCAUGUGUUCAUGUGUUCAUGUGUUCAUGUGUUCAUGUGUUCAUGGCCUCUCUCUGUCUUCAGGAGGAGGCCCGGAGACACUUUAACUGUCCCAUCCUGGAGGGGAUGGAGCUGGAGAACCAGGGCGGGACGGGGACGGAGCUGAACCACUGGGAGAAGAGGCUGCUGGAGGUGAGCUCCCUCUGUCUGAGUUCAUCAGGAGAACCAGACUCUCUCUCUCUUCUCUGGUCCUCAUCCUCUCUCGUCCCUCCAUCAGAACGAGGCCAUGACGGGCUCCCACACUCAGAACCGGGUCUUCUCCCGCCUCACGCUCGCCAUCAUGGAGGACAGCGGCUGGUACCGAGCCAACUACAGCCUGGCUCAGAGGCUGGACUGGGGCCGCGGUCUGGGCUGUGACUUUGUCAUGAAGAGCUGCAAGUUCUGGAUGGACCGACAGAGACAGAGGUCAGAGUCCGGGUCCGUUUGGAUUCAGGAGAACUCAGAACACUCCAAGAUCUCCAUCCUUUCAUUUUUAAACAUCAGCAGAAAACCCCGCCCCCUCAUCUCUGUCUGACCUCUUUGUGUUGUUGCUGCAGGCGGCACGCCGUGACGCCGUUCUGCGACACGGUGCGAGCGUCUCCUCUGCAGCUCACCUGCAGACAGGACCAGCUCGCCGUGGCCGUCUGCAACCUGCAGAAGUAUCCGCAGGAGCUGCCGCUGGAGUACCAGGUACUGACCCACCAGAGAGGGCGAGGGGAGGGUCAUCGAAACCAUCUGGAUCACUGACAGGCUGUGUGUGUGUGUGUGUGUGUGUGUGUGUGUGCGUGCGUGCGUGUGUGUGUGUGUGUGUCAGUAUUUCGACAGGAUCCCAGACGUUCCUGACGAUCAGCUGUCCAUGUUCGGCGGCGCGGUCGAGAUCGCAGACUUCUGUCCGUUCAGUCAGGAGUUCAGUUGGCACCUGAGCGGAGAGUACCAGAGGAACUCGUACUGCAGAGUGACCGAGAACCAGCCGGGUACCCGGAACCAAACACACUGAAGUUUAUAAAUAACAAUAUUUACAUCAAACUGUAGAGACGUAUUCUGGUGAUUAUUAUUAUAAUAAACAAUCUGUGUGUUCAGACUGGUGGAGGAACUACGGGGCGGAGCAGUACGGUCCAGACUCGGUGUGUUUGUACCAGAAGUCGGCCUUCGUCAUGGAGCAGUGCACCAGGAAGAUGACGUACCCGGACUGGGGCUCCGGCUGCUACAAGGUGCUGAAGAACCGGGUUUAUGAUCAGAACCAGACCGGUCCUCAUGAUUUAUCAUUGUCAUAAACCCUUUGUGUGUCUCUGUCUCUCUCUCUCUCUGUCUCUCUCACUCUCUCUCUCUCUCUCUCUCUCUCUCUCUCUCUCUCUCUCUCUCUCUCUCUCUCUCUCUCUCUCUCUCUCUCUCUCUCUCUCUCUCUCUCUCUCUCUCUCUGCAGGUGUGGUGCUCGUCUCAGGGCCUGACGGUCCACGUUCAGGACCGCUCCUUCCUCUGUCAGCGUAAAGGUCAGCUGCUGAGCGUCAGCGUCCGGGUCAACGACUGGGUCUAUAACGGCGUGCUGGUCUGCCCCGCCUGCAGCGACUUCUGUGACGACUGUCCCCUCCCCCACCAGAUCCCGCCCACAAAUGCCUCCAGGAGCAACCCCAUUGGUCAGUAUCACCUGACCCAUUUAACGUAGUUUUCCUGACACUGAACUGAAGUGAUGAUUUCAGUGUGAGUGGACCAGAACCGGGUCUGAGAGUGAGACCAGAAAUCUACAAAAUCAAACAUCAGGACUAACUAAACUGUUUUAAAUUAAACUGAUUUAAACUUAAUUUCGAUUUUACCGAGCUAACCUGUCCUCAUUGACUCAGCUAACAUUAAUUAAACUGAGUUUAGUUAAUCCAGAUUUAGUCCCAGUUUCUGAACCAGGUCUUUAAGGUGGUUCCUCAGACCCGGUUUAACGGUCUGGACUCUCAGCUGAAUCGGUGUAUCCGUUUUUGUGUUUCAGACCCGUGCUCCGGCUCCUCUGGUCCCGCCUUCACUCUGGGUCUCCUGAUGCUUCACCUGCUCCCUCUAGUGGCCGGUCUGCUGCUGUGCGACUGCAGCUGA